CUGCCCCCAGGCCCGGGAAUCCGGGAACCCCGCCUUCCCUCUGCUGGCCGAGAGGCAGCACGGGCCCCUGGGCCAGGUGCCCUCCCCUCUGCCUGACCCCCAUCCAGGACCUGUCCCUGGAGGCCUGCCUCCCGCAGUCCUGAGCCCCAUACCCCGUUGUCCCUUGUCUUCCAUAGGCCAGAUGGUCCCAGCUUGCCAGCUGAGCUGGUUUGGGGGUGGGGCCCUAUUUCUCUAUUUCCUGUUCCCGGAGCUUGGAGCGGGUGGGGCUUGGGGGGGUAGAGGUCACGUGUCUGGUCCAUCUGCCUCUUGCCUUCCGGGGCUUCUCUGGGCCACUGUCGAUGAGGUGGAGACUGACGUGGUUGAGAUCGAGGCCAAGCUGGACAAGCUGGUGAAACUGUGCAGUGGCAUGAUCGAGGCAGGCAAGGCCUAUGUCACAACCAACAGGCUCUUCGUGAGUGGCGUCCGUGACCUGUCCCAGCAGUGCCAGGGCGAUGCUGUCAUCUCGGAAUGUCUGCAGCGGUUUGGAGACAGCCUGCAAGAGAUGGUGAACUACCACAUGAUCCUGUUUGACCAAGCCCAGAGGUCUGUGCGCCAGCAGCUCCACAACUUCAUCAAGGAGGAUGUGCGGAAGUUCAAGGAGACCAAGAAACAGUUUGACAGAGUGCGAGAGGACAUGGAGCUGUCCCUGGUGAGGAAUGCCCAGGCCCCGCGGCACCGGCCCCAUGAGGUGGAAGAGGCCACAGGUGCCCUGACCCUUACCCGGAAGUGCUUCCGCCACCUGGCGCUGGACUACGUGCUCCAGAUCAACGUCCUCCAGGCCAGGAAGAAGUUCGAGAUCCUGGAUUCUAUGCUGUCUUUCAUGCACGCCCAGUACAGCUUCUUCCAGCAGGGCUACAGCUUGCUGCACCAGCUGGACCCCUACAUGAAGACGCUGGCCGCCGAGCUAGACCAGCUGGUGAUCGCCUCAGCAGUGGAGAAGCGGGAGAUGGAGCGCAAGCACGCGGCCAUCCAGCAGCGGACGCUGCUGCAGGACUUCUCCUAUGAUGAGCCCAAAGCAGAGUUUGAUGUGGAUGCACCAAGUGGUGUGGUGAUGGAGGGCUACCUCUUCAAGAGGGCCAGCAACGCCUUCAAGACCUGGAACCGGCGCUGGUUCUCCAUCCAGAACAGCCAGCUGGUCUACCGGAAGAGGCUCAAGGACGCACUGACUGUGGUGGUGGACGACCUGCGCCUGUGCUCCGUGAAGCCCUGCGAGGACAUCGAGCGGAGGUUCUGCUUUGAGGUCGUGUCACCCACCAAGAGCUGCAUGCUGCAGGCUGACUCCGAGAAGCUGCGGCAGGCCUGGGUCCAGGCGGUGCAGGCCAGCAUUGCCUCCGCCUACCGGGAGAGCCCGGACAGCUGCUACAGCGAGAGGCUGGACCGUGCGGCAUCCCCGUCCACCAGCAGCAUCGACUCAGCCACAGACUCUCGGGAGCGCGGCAAGGGUGAGGGUGUGCUGCAGCGCAUGCAGAACGUGGCUGGCAACAGCCAGUGUGGAGACUGCGGUCAGCCAGACCCCCGCUGGGCCAGCAUCAACCUGGGCGUGCUGCUCUGCAUCGAGUGCUCAGGCAUCCACAGGAGUUUGGGUGUCCACUGCUCCAAGGUGCGGUCCCUGACACUGGACUCAUGGGAGCCCGAGCUGCUGAAGCUGAUGUGCGAGCUUGGGAACAGCACUGUGAACCAGAUCUAUGAGGCCCAGUGUGAGGGACUGGGCAGCAGGAAGCCCACAGCCAGCAGCCCCAGGCGGGACAAGGAGGCCUGGAUCAAGGACAAGUAUGUGGAGAAGAAGUUCCUGAGGAAGCCACCUUUGGCACCAGCCCGGGAGGCCCCACGUCGCUGGAAAGCGCAGAAGUGCCAGCGCCACCACAGCUCCCCCCGUGUCCCCACUGCCCGCCGCAAGGUCCGGCUGGAGCCUGUCCUGCCCUCUGUGGCUGCUCUGUCCUCAGGCACUGUGGAGCGAAAGUUCCGGAGGGACUCGCUCUUCUGCCCGGACGAGCUGGACUCCCUCUUCUCCUACUUUGAUGCUGGGGCCGCUGCGUCUGGUCCACGCAACCCCACAGGUCUGAGCAGCGACAGCGGCUUAGGGGGCAGCUCUGACGGCAGCUCGGACGUCCUGGCCUUCGGCGCCAGCUCCGCGGUGGACAGUGUCACUGAGGAGGAGGGCGCAGCAGAGUCGGAGGAGUCCAGCGGCGACGCGGAUGGCGAGGCCGAGGCCUACGCUUGGGGCCUGGCGGACGUGCGCGAGCUGCACCCUGGGCUACUGGCGCACCGCGCAGCGCGCACCCGCGACCUCCCCGCGCUGGCUGCAGCGCUGGCCCAUGGGGCCGAGGUCAACUGGGCCGAUGUGGAGGACGAGGGCAAGACGCCGUUGGUGCAGGCUGUGCUAGGGGGCUCUUUGAUCGUCUGUGAAUUCCUCCUGCAAAACGGGGCGGACGUAAACCAAAGAGACAGCCGGGGCCGCGCUCCCCUUCACCACGCCACGCUCCUGGGCCGCACUGGCCAGGUCUGCCUGUUCUUGAAGCGGGGGGCGGACCAGCAUGCGGUGGACCACAAAAAGCAGGACCCGCUGAGCAUCGCGGUCCAGGAGGCAAAUGCCGACAUCGUCACGCUGCUCCGGCUGGCCCGCAUGGCUGAGGAGAUGCGGGAGGCCGAGGCUCCCGCGGGCCAGGCAGGCCUCCUGGCGGGCAGCAGCCCCACGGAGCUCCAGUACCGCAGGUGCAUCCAGGAGUUCAUCAGCCUCCACCUGGAGGAAAGCUAGGGCGGGACGGGCCCGGCUGCCAAACCGCCUCGGGCUCUCACCCUGCCGUGCCUGGACAGCCUGGCCCAGCUCCAGAGGGCACCCGUGCUGGGCUCGGAGAGCCCCAGCCGCCUGCUCUGCUGUUGGUGGAGCUGCCGGACCCCCGGGGCCCCAGCACUGAAUCUUCUGAAUCCCCAUGUUCCCUGGGAGGCGCUGUGUCACCCGGGGCCCCUCCCCCCACGCGGGGACCCUGUGUCUCCAGGUGACCUCUUCCUCGGGGGUCUGGGUUGCUCAUGUCAAAAACCACUCUGAAGGCCCUGAGUCACCUUGUGCCCCUCUGUCCCUGUGCCCCUGUCCCCACCCCUGCCUGUGUCGCCUCCUGCUCCCACCCUUACUGCCCCAGAAUGCUGACCUGCUAGUUGGGUCUCUCCUAUAUACCCCCAGACCCCCUCCAUUGGGCCCUGGCUGGUGGCUGGCCACCAGCGCCUUUUGAGGUCAGAGGGGCAGUCCAUCCAGGGAAUCAACCCAUGUACCUCACUUAGUGACCCCAGCAUCCGGGCUGGGCUUCUUGGGUGCUGGGGGCAGAGGCUCUGGCCUGGGGCCUCAGCCCUGGCUGGAUGCAGGCGUCCUGAGGCCACGGGGCUGGCCAUGCCAGCCCCGUGCUGGCGGCCCUAACCCACCUCCUGCAGAGGUACUUGGCCCAAAGCCAGCGCAUAAAGGGUUUUGUCACUUUCCACCCCUGCAUCUGAUAUUCUUUGUCACAGACUGAGUGGAUUUUCUACAACAGCCUCACCUGAUCUCACGCCUUCUCUCUGUGGACUCCGGAGCACCACCCUGACCCCCGGCUCUGUGUGCUGCCACAGGGGACCCUUGCAGCUCUGCCCUGCUCCCUCACCAGCCUUACCCCUUGGGCUAGGCCCUCAGUGGGCCCAGGGGUCCCUUGGAUCACUGCCCAGGGCCUACCAAUGCCUUCAGUGGGCCCCUUUUCUGGAGCCCUGGGGCAGUGGCUGGGCCUCUCCCCAACUUGGGUCUUUGGUCAGGCCAAGGCCAGUUGCUUGGUCACUAUGCAAAGGCUGCCUAGGGAGGCCCCAUGGGCAGCAAGGUGGGUGCUGACUGGGCUCCCCCAACUCUCUCACCUGCCGGCUAUGAGCCCUAAAGAGCAGAAUUAACUCCUUCCUCCCUCCUUGCUUGAGCUCUGCUCCCACUCCUGCCCCACUGCCUGCGUCAGGACCUCGUGCCCACAGGGCCUUGUGCUCGAGCCUCAGACUGGCAGAGCGGGCCCUGCUCCAGAUCAGUUAAUAAACUGCGCUUGCACCUGCUGCCCGUCAUCGGCC
Molecule: messenger RNA, 4107 nt
Organism: Manis javanica (Malayan pangolin)
Lineage: Eukaryota; Metazoa; Chordata; Mammalia; Pholidota; Manidae
Source: RefSeq, a predicted model, not a curated record